UUUGCAUUUCAUGAGCAAGGAAUAAAAAAUUAAAUUAGACACUCAAUUUGAAUAUUUGUAAAAGAGAUUAAAAGGAUGAACGUUUUCACCCUUCCUACACACUUUUCUUUAUUAUGAUAACCUGAAAAUCAAUUUUCUUUCGCUGUAUAUUACACGUUCAAAAAAAAAAUCUUUCAUGCUGACAAAUGUAGUACUGUACGACAGUUAGCAAUCAUUAAAUUAUCGCUCUUUCCUUUCCAGAUUCCUUUUUCCUUGUAAACAAUUUUAUUCAGAAGAAUGGCUGAUUCUGUGAAUUCUGGCGAAACUGAUACUGAAAAUUCACAUCACAAUGUACCUCAGCGGCAACCAUCUAAGUUAAAUGUCUUGUUAUCCAAGAAUCGUUCCCAGCAAGCUCAAAAUAAAAGACCAUUGCCGAGACGACAAUCAUCUUAUAGACCAAAACUAAUUUCUUUGGGCCCUUCAGAAAGUCAAUUAUCAGCUCCAUAUAUUGAAGAAGUACAACCUGAACGACCUCAAUAUGUAAGAAAUCCGACAGCUGAUCAAACAUUGGAUGCAUCGGAUACUGCUUUAUUAAACCCUCCCCAAGUUCCAGAAGCACAAUCAAAUCGUUCAACUUCUUUACGUGAUUAUUUUAGAAAAGUGCGUCUGUUAAAUACAAUAAAUAGAAUACUCACUCAUAAUGAGGGUGAACAUUUAAAAGAUACUGAAAAUUUUGAAACAGUCGUUUUUUCAAGUCCAUUUGACGUACCCUAUUUAUGGGCAAAAACAGAUUAUAAAGGACGUAAAGCACCACCUGUACUAUUUAGUGCUCUCAAGCUUGCUGUUACGGACUCAUAUCAUGAUGAAAAGAAUUAUAAUUUGCAAAAUGUUUUUAGAAUAGAAUUGGAGUAUGGUGAUGUUAAGUGGGUCAUUAAUAGAUCAGGAUUCGAUUUCGCUUCACUUUACGUUAGUUUAAAGAAAGAAAUAAAUUUACCGCAUAUUCCAAGAUUACCGACAGGUCUUGCUAAUUGGUUUAAAUCAUUGAUUCGAAAAACUCAACUAGAUAACCAAGCUAGAAAUCAAACAACUGUUUUACAAAGAAGGAAAGAUUUGGAAAAUUAUUUAAUUCAAUUAUUAAGAGCAUUGAAAUUUAGUGUCGCUUAUGAACUUUAUGAGUUCUUGGAACUUAGUGCCGUUUCAAUUACAAGUGAUAUGGGAUGGAAGGGAAAGGAAUGUCAUUUAAAUAAUAAAGUUGAAAGAUUUAAAACACCAAUAUGUUCUUUUAGAAAUUCGAAUGAGAAAUGGGUUAAAGAAUGGGUUAUAGUUCGUGAUUCUUAUAUAGCCUUUUGUUCAGAUAUAAGUUCGACUAUACCAACUGAUGUUUUUCUGAUGGAUAAAUUUUUUAAAUGUGAUAAAAUGGAUUUUCAAGGAUUAGAUCGUGUGCUAAAAAUUCAUGAUCACGUAGAUAUUGAAAAUAGUUCACGUAGAAUAGAAAUGAAGGGUGACAACCGAACUUUAAGUGAAUUCUUGGAAAGUAUUGAAAAAGUUAAACGAUCCUCUCCUUGGGUCAGGCAACACCGUUUUGAUUCAUAUGCACCUAUAAGAGAAAAUGCAAAGGUGAAAUGGUAUGUUGACGGUAAAAAUUAUUUCUUCGCUGUGUCACAAGCUAUUAUGGCGGCAAAAUUAGAAAUUUAUAUUGAAGAUUGGUGGUUAUCACCGGAGUUGUAUCUUCGUAGGCCCCCUUCAAAAAAUGAAAAAUAUAGAUUGGAUAAUUUACUUAAAAAGAAAGCCGAGGAAGGUGUUAUGAUUUAUAUUAUCGUGUAUAAGGAAGUUAAAUUAGCUUUAACUUUGGAUUCAUGGCACACUAAAACUUGCCUUCAACAUCUUCAUCCUAAUAUAAGAGUUCAAAGACAUCCAGAUCAUGGUCCUGAUGGGACAGUGUUUUGGGCUCACCAUGAGAAAAUGUUGAUUAUUGAUUGCAAAAUAGCCUUUAUUGGAGGGCUGGAUUUGUGUUUUGGACGGUACGAUACUCAUCAACAUGAAUUGGUGGACUUUGAUCCUCAUAGUGAUAAUCCAUCAAUAUGGCCAGGACAAGAUUAUUCAAAUCCGAGAGUGAAAGAUUUUAAUAAUGUCUCUGAUUACAAUGCUGAAAUAGUUGAUAAAUCACGGGUUCCUCGUAUGCCAUGGCAUGACGUUUCAAUUGGUGUUGUUGGCCACCCAGCACGUGAUAUUGCUAGACAUUUUAUACAAAGAUGGAAUUUUAUAAAGGAAGAGAAAGCUUUUGAACGUGAAAGCAUCCCUUUCCUAAUGCCAAAAGGUGAGUAUGUUAGCACUAGGGAUGAAAGUAAAUUCUUUGGCACCUGUAACAUUCAACUCUUACGAAGUAGUGCUUCUUGGAGUAGCGGAAUUGAAUUGGAGAAUUCGAUUUAUAAUGCAUAUUGCCAUUUGAUUCGAUCGUCUGAACACUUUAUAUAUAUCGAAAAUCAAUUUUUUAUUACUGCAUCAGAAAAAGAUCCUGAUCAUGAGAUCAAAAACAGGAUCGGUGAGUUUAUUGUUGAACGAAUAAAAAAAGCGCACGAAAACAAUGAAAAGUUUCGCAUUAUUGUCGUAAUGCCAUUAUUACCAGCAUUUGAAGCUGAUUUGCACUCUAAAGAUGCUGGAACAAUUCGUAUGAUAAUGCAUUGGCAAUAUCUUUCAAUAUCUCGUGGUGGAAAAUCUAUAUUGGAGAAAAUUUCGGAAGCUGGCAUUAAUCCUGAAAAUUAUAUUUCAUUUUUUGCUUUACGAGGUCAUGGCAAAAUUCGUCACAGUGAAAACCGUGAUAAAAAAACUUCAAACUCUACUGAUGGAAAUGAUGGCUCUCAAAAUGUUAAUAAUGUUAUCAAUGGUUCAAAAGAUUCUAUUAAUAAUAGUGGAAAAACAUCAUCGAUAGAGAAUAAUAAAUCACAAGAAGUAAGACAAAGUCAUCCUUCAGAAACUACUGUAGAUUCAUUUUCAGAUGAAAGACCACAAUAUAUCUCGAAUGUAAAUGAAAGAAUAGGCGGAGAACCAGUCUUACCUGAUAGUAUCAAACAAAUGGAUCCCAAACAUAUUUUUGUUACCGAGGAAAUUUACAUACAUAGUAAAUUAAUGAUUGUAGAUGAUAGAUUUGUAAUAUGCGGAUCUGCAAACUUAAAUGAUAGAUCACAACUUGGAAAUCGUGAUUCAGAAAUUGCAAUUAUUGUCGAAGAUAAAGAAACUAUUGAUACAUUUAUGAAUGGUAAAAAGUAUAAAGCAAGUAAGUUUGCCUACACAUUAAGAAGUAAUUUAUUCAAAGAACACCUUGGUUUACUAGAAACACAAGACCAUAGUACUAUGACCGAAAGUUGUUUACCUCCUUUAAAUCCCGAGGCUUUAUUUGAAUUAUUAUAUGAAAAAGAUGAAACAGCAACCUCUUUGUUAGACGCUCAAACGAAUGAGAUUAAAAAAUGCUCUACAGAAGAAUUAGUAUUUAUGGAUCCUUUGUCAGACGAAUUUUAUAAUUAUUGGUCACAAAUUGCACAAAAUAAUACUGAAACUUACAGGUCUUUAUUUAGAUGUGUACCAGAUGACAAUGUUGCUGAUUGGGAACAAUAUAAAGAGUUCGUACCCGAUCCUACAAAAAUGUUUAUAGGACAUGUAGCAAAUCCUAAUGCUUCUGUCGAAGAAAUUAAAAGGAAAUUAAGUAAUAUAAGAGGACAUCUAGUACAAUUUCCAACGCAAUUUUUAAAAAAUGAACAUUUGAUGGGUGGAAUGAUUUCAAAUGCUGUUGAAAUAUUUACAUAGAAAUUAUUAUAUGUUAAUUACUUCUUUGAUUCAGCGAAUCAAUUAAUAAUUCUAUAACUAUUAUUCUAUUUUUUUUUUUUAGUUCUCUAAUUAUUUGUUUAAUUAAUAUACUUAGUUUAAUAAAUGCACUUAGUCAUUUAUAAUUCUAAAUCAUUUCUUCAAGUAUUUUAAGUAUUUAAAAGUCAAGAUCUGCGUUAUUUUACAAUUCGUAAAUAGUUCCCAUGAGGUUCCUGACGGGAUCAUCAAACCACUUGCAAAGGUGUAUUCUUUUUAGGUUAGAUCUGCUUGGACAAAAUAGGAAAAAUUUUAAUUAGGUCUUAACAGUUAAAUUUUAGAGUUAAAUCAAUUGUAUUCCUAACCCUUUUCGGCUGGCUCUAUUUAGACUAUGUACGCAUAUUUAUACCUCUUGAAGAAAAAUUUGAUUUCCAAUCAUUUCAAUAUUAUAUCAUUUUACUAUUGUAAGUAGGGCUAUAGCGCAAACGACAAGUGUAAAUUAU
Molecule: messenger RNA, 4277 nt
Organism: Rhizophagus irregularis DAOM 181602=DAOM 197198
Lineage: Eukaryota; Fungi; Glomeromycota; Glomeromycetes; Glomerales; Glomeraceae
Biological process (GO): phospholipid catabolic process; intracellular signal transduction; phosphatidic acid biosynthetic process
Cellular component (GO): intracellular membrane-bounded organelle
Molecular function (GO): phosphatidylinositol binding; D-type glycerophospholipase activity
Source: RefSeq, a predicted model, not a curated record